Messenger RNA from Linum tenue, 2244 nucleotides. The record is from the annotation of a GenBank genome assembly. Lineage: Eukaryota; Viridiplantae; Streptophyta; Magnoliopsida; Malpighiales; Linaceae.
AUGUCUGUCCUCUCACUCUAUAUCAUUUUCUUGAUCAACAUCCUUCCUCAGAUUAUUGCUCAAGUGACUCACGACAUAGCAGAAAAUCUUGAAACUGAUUUGGAGACUUACAUUGUUCAUGUCAAGCAAACAGAUGGCACAACUUAUGGUGGGGUAGAAGAUCUGAAGGCUUGGCACCAAACAUUUGUACCUGUCGUCAGCACAUCGAGGUCAGGGGAUGGUCAUCAUCAAAGUCGUCUGCUUUACUCAUACAUAGAUGUGAUCAGCGGAUUUUCUGCAAGGCUAACAAAGGAAGAAUUGGCAGCCAUGGAACUUAAAGAAGGAUUCGUGUCAGCACGUCCUGAGAUGACAUUUCAUCUACAGACAACCCACAGCGCUCGUUUCUUGGGUCUGGACUUAAAACCAGGGCUAUGGAACCGAACCAAUUAUGGAAGUGGGAUUAUAAUUGGAGUGCUGGACACAGGAGUUUCUCCCGCUCAUCCUUCCUUCACUGGCAAAGGGAUGUCGCCGCCUCCAUCCAAAUGGAAAGGGAAGUGUGAGUUCAAACUAUCACACUGCAACAACAAACUGAUUGGUGCAAGAACUUUCAACGGAGGCAAACCUGAAACACCGAUUGAUCGAGAUGGACAUGGCACUCACACGGCAAGCACAGCAGCUGGUGGCUUUGUGAGCAAUGCUAAUGUGUUUGGGAAUGCCAAGGGUACAGCAGCAGGAAUGGCACCUGGUGCCCAUCUAGCCAUUUACAAAGUCUGCUCACAUAACUGUAUUGAGAGUGAUAUACUUGCAGGGAUGGAUGCAGCGAUUCAUGAUGGGGUCGAUAUUAUCUCAAUCUCCCUAGGAGCAGACCCUGGAGUUCAACUAUAUAAAGAUGGUAUCACGGUGGGGGCAUUAGCAGCAGCAAAGAAGGGGAUAUUUGUGAGCAUGGCAGCUGGAAAUUCUGGGCCUGGAUAUAGCACAUUGUCUAGUGAAGCCCCUUGGGUUUUAACAGUUGGUGCAAGCACCAUAGACAGAAAAGUUCUGGCUACUGCAAAGCUAGCAAAUGGGAAGACAUUUGAAGGUGAAUCCCUUUUCCAACCCAGGGAAUUUCACUCGACGACGUUGCCACUUGUUUAUGCAGGGAUGAACAAGAAGCCAUUGUCGGAAUUCUGUGGGAAAGGAUCAUUGGUAGGGAUGAAUGUGAAGGGCAAAGUUGUUCUGUGUGAUAGAGGUUUGGUGGAUAGACUUGACAUAGGCAAGGAAGUGAAAAAUGCUGGCGGCGCAGCAUUGAUACUUGCAAAUGGAGAACAGGAUGGGUUCAGUACGUUAGCUGAUCCUCAUGUUCUUCCUGCUACACAUGUCAGCUAUGCAGCAGGGCAGAAGAUUAAAGCUUACAUAAAGGCAAAUAAGCAAGCAAGAGCAACCAUUUUAUUCAAAGGAACAACCUUAGGAGACAGGACAGCUCCAGCUGUAACUUCUUUCUCAUCAAGAGGGCCAACGAUGGUGUGCAGAGGAAUUCUGAAACCAGACAUUAUGGGGCCUGGAGUGAGCAUCCUAGCAGCAUGGCCAUCCCGAGGGACGAACAAGAUGAAGAACCCGAGAUUCAAUAUCGAGUCUGGCACAUCUAUGUCAUGCCCUCAUCUGAGUGGGAUUGCAGCAUUGCUCAAGCACUCUCAUCCAACCUGGUCACCUGCUGCCAUCAAAUCUGCUAUAAUGACAACAGCCGAUAUCCAAAGCAGGAGAGGCACCACAAUUAUUGAUCAAGAUGAUCAACCUGCCGACCUCUUUGCCAUUGGAGCUGGCCAUGUUAACCCAUUGAAGGCAGAUGACCCCGGUCUGAUCUAUGACAUCCACCCUGCAGAAUAUAUAGGGUACCUGUGUAGCUUAGGGUACACAAAUAAACAAGUUUGGAUUAUCACAAGAAUGUCAAUCAAAUGCAAAACGCAAAGAAAGAUACCUGGAGGACAGCUCAACUACCCUUCACUCUCGGUAACACUAGGGCGCUCCCAGACAUUGAUAAGAACAGUUACAAAUGUUGGUCAGGGGAAUUCAAGCUAUUAUGUGAAGAUCACUCCUCCAAUCGGGGUCCGAGUAGCUGUGAAGCCUUCAGAGUUACACUUCACAAAGGUGGGCCAGAAUGCGAAAUACGCUGUGACGUUCAUUCGUACCAACGAAACCAGAUUACACCAACAAUUUGCUCAAGGAUAUCUGUUAUGGGUUUCUGCUAAGCACAGUGUCAGAAGUCCCAUCUCUGUGCAGUUCGGCUGA